Molecule: messenger RNA, 2406 nt
Organism: Tribolium castaneum (red flour beetle)
Lineage: Eukaryota; Metazoa; Arthropoda; Insecta; Coleoptera; Tenebrionidae
Gene: GlyRS
Product: Glycyl-tRNA synthetase
Exons: 11
Coding region: 114-2336 (740 amino acids)
Biological process (GO): mitochondrial glycyl-tRNA aminoacylation
Cellular component (GO): mitochondrion; cytoplasm
Molecular function (GO): ATP binding; glycine-tRNA ligase activity
Source: RefSeq, a predicted model, not a curated record
CAAUCACCCACCAAAUAAACCGAAAUUCCCAGCCGGCACAUGUGCUCAUUCCUUUCACUUUUGCACUAAUUAAAAAAAGUCUGCCUCGUGGCAGUUUUCUACCAAUCCAGUCAAUGAAAUUCUCCCAUAUUUCCCAGUGUUUCGCCAAAUUUAGCCACUUGUCAGUCUUGUCCACUUUGUUGGUUAGAAAUUGUGUCACCGCUCGACCACUUUGCAUCAGUUCAGUUGUCUCGUCGAAAAAGUGGGGCAUUAACAAGAAGCACCGAAACGUAAAAUUGCAGUUGUAUUUUGACUCGAUGGCGGACCCCCAGAUGGAGGAAAUUUUGGCCCCCUUGAGGGCCAGUGUCAAGGAACAGGGCGAUUUGGUUCGCAAAUUGAAGGCGGAAGGGGCCCCCGUUUUGGACGUGAAAAAGGCCGUUACGGAGCUGAACGCUCGAAAAAAAAUCCUAGAGGAGAAAGAGCUGAGUUUGGCCCCACAAGUUGCCACUUUUGACAGGGCUAAAAUGGAGGAUUUGUUGAAAAGGCGGUUUUUUUACGACCAGUCGUUUGCGAUUUAUGGGGGAAUCACCGGUCAGUUUGAUUUUGGGCCAAUGGGGUGCGCGUUCAAGGCCAACUUACUGCAAGCCUGGAGACAGUUUUUCAUAUUGGAGGAGCAAAUGUUGGAGGUUGAUUGUUCAAUUCUCACUCCUGAGCCCGUUUUAAAAGCGUCCGGACAUGUUGACAGAUUUGCGGAUCUUAUGGUUAAAGACGUGGGGACUGGCGAGUGUUUUAGGUUGGAUCAUUUGAUAAAAGCCCAUUUGGAGAAAAUCUCAGCUGAUAAGAGGACCACAGAUGAUGUCAAGUCAGAUUGCCAGGACAUUGUUGUAAAGUUGGAUGGAAUGACGAAAGCGGAAAUGGCUGCUGUGAUGCAGAAAUACAACAUGAAGAGCCCUCUGACGGGGAAUGAUCUCACAGAACCCAUUGAGUUUAAUCUAAUGUUUGGAACGCAAAUCGGACCUUCGGGACUUAUCAAAGGGUUUUUGCGUCCAGAGACGGCACAAGGCAUUUUUGUUAACUUCAAACGACUUUUGGAGUUCAACCAAGGGCGUUUGCCCUUUGCUGCCGCUCAAAUCGGAAACGCUUUUCGCAACGAAAUUUCCCCCCGUUCUGGUUUGAUUCGCGUCCGUGAAUUUACAAUGGCCGAAAUCGAGCAUUUUUGCGACCCUGCUGAUAAAAAUCACCCGAAAUUUGAUAGCAUUCGGGACACUGAACUAUUAUUGUACUCCGCUUGUAACCAAAUGGACGGAAAACCGGCGGAAAAACUGACAAUUGGCUCAGCUGUGGAUAAGGGAUUGGUGGCUAACGCGACUUUGGGGUAUUUUAUCGCACGUAUCCACAAAUUUUUGGUUAAAUGUGGCGUUGAUGAGAAACGGUUGCGAUUUAGGCAGCAUAUGGCCAACGAAAUGGCCCAUUAUGCGCAAGAUUGCUGGGAUGCCGAGUGUCUCACAAGCUAUGGUUGGAUAGAGUGUGUGGGUUGUGCCGAUCGGUCUGCCUUUGAUUUAACACAACACACUCAAGCUACAGGAGUUCGAUUAGCGGCGGAAAAAAAAUUGGCUGAGCCGAAAAUUGUCGAUGUUGUUGAGGCGACCCCUAAUAAGGGGGUUUUAGGAAAAACUUUCAAGAAGGAUGCGAAAAUCAUCACGGAUGCGCUCACACAAUUACAAGUUUCGGAAGUUGAAGCUCUUGAAAAGGAUUUAGAGAGUAAUGGAUCACACGAAUUAACAAUUGAUGAUAAAAAGUUCACUCUGACGAAAGAAAUGGUAACUGUAAAACGUUACCAAAAGACGCUCCAUGUGGAAGAAAUCAUUCCUAGUGUUAUUGAACCAUCGUUUGGUGUGGGACGAAUAACGUACGCAAUCUUCGAACACAAUUUCAAAAUGCGUGAGAAUGACGAACAGCGGACUUAUCUUUCACUGCCCGCUUCAAUAGCACCGUUAAAGUGUAGUGUACUUCCCCUAAGCUCUAAUGCGGAAUUUGCACCGUUUGUUAAACAACUAUCUACUGCCCUAACAAAAGUCGACGUUUCACACAAAAUAGACGACAGUUCUGGUUCUAUAGGACGCAGAUAUGCCAGAACUGAUGAAAUCGCUAUACCAUAUGGUAUCACAAUUGACUUUGAUACACUCAAAGAACCACACAGUGUGACUUUGAGAGAGCGCGAUUCUAUGGCGCAAGUCAGAAUUCCGCUGGACGAUAUUGCGACAGUUUUGCACGAUUUGUCGUACAGUAAAAAAUCAUGGGCCGAUAUUGAGGGCAAAUACCCGAAGUUCGAGCAACAGGAAAGCAAAGGAGUUUGAGGGAAUUGUCCAGUUUUAAUUUAUUAUAAUUAUAAGCUUGAAUGAAAUUAAACACCUUGGUACCUACAAA